UAGAAAUAUAAUAAAAGAUAUUUAUAAUAAUUCAUCAAAAAGUUGUCGAAAAGAAACAAAAUUCUACAGAAAAUUUCUCAUAUCCAAAGAAAAAUUUAUGAUGAAGAUAUUAAAAAAAAUUCCAUAAAGGUGUCGAAAAGAAACAAAUUCUACAGAAAAUUUCUCAUAUCCAAAGAAAAAUCUACGAUGAAGAAAUUAAAAAAAAUUCCAUAAUAUAGAAAAUUUUGACAUUUAUGAAUUUUGAGGUUAUGAAAUCAAAUUUCAAAGAAAGGGGAUUAUUCGGAAUAUUUUCGACUUGAGAAAGAAGAAAAAAUAACAACAAAAAUUCAGAUUAAUUCACCAUGAAAAUGCUAUUAAUAUUCAUUCCAAAUCGAUUGUGUGAAGAGAAAGCGGGACAAAUAUUCGGGCAAAUUGUCUACGACGAAAUAAACCAAGUAAAAAAAUUCUACAUAAUUGGAAGACAAAGCAGCUUACCGAUAGUAAAAAAUAAGACUGAAAUAUUAGGCUACUAUUCUGGAACUUGUACGAAAAAUGAAAGAAUUGACAAAAAAUGUCCAAAUUGGAUCAAUUUGUACACUAAAUCGGAAAAUGAUAAUCACCUCAAUUAUGAUUAUUGUCUAAAGAAUAUUUUGGUGAAUGGUAAAACUAUCUCUCCAACAAUGUGUCACACUAUGAUAAUUAUUUACGAUCAAUUAUCACUUAUUCAAUCGGAACUUUUUAUUAGUUCAACGAAAAAGGAUCACUUUGUGGAAUUACAACAAUUAUUGAAGAAAAAAGCGAACCAAAAUGAAAUUAGAAGAAAAACUCUCAACGAUUGUACACGGGAAUUUAUCCUGACAAAUUGUGCAUUCCUUUUAUUUUAUCCAAUUUUAUUUCUAUCAAGUGUGAGUAAAUUUCUAUUGCCAAUUUCCAAGUACUCAACACUCGGUUUACACUGGAAUGCUUGGUUGGAAAAUUUUAAUUGGAUGUUGAAUUCGAUUAUUCACGAGAAGAGAAUUUCGAUAAAAACGGGAAAUUAUAUUUUAGCAAUGAUUGUUGAUAUGAUUCUGGGAAUUCUAGUAUUGAAAUUUAUUUUAUUCGCUAUUGAGGACGAUACUCCGUCUUCAAUAUUGUUAACUAAUGCAGACAAAGUUGUCGUGACGUUAAAAGAAUUGGUUAACUGGUUAAUGGGAUCGCCGGCUGGAUUGAAAUUAAAUUCUUGCUUCAAUGAAAUGCUGGGCAAAUUUUUUUUGUACCAUAUUCAUUUGUGGUGGACUUUUCUAACAAUUAUUGAACCCGUGAUGAAUUUUGCCUUUGAAGUUGCGUUGCUAUUCGGUCGCUUAGGUCUUACUUUUCAAAUUGCAAUAAUUGGCGAUCUUUUAGCACUUCUCAGCUUUCAUUCCUAUUGUAUUUACGUUUAUGCAGCAAGAUUGUUUAAUAUUCAACUGAGGGGUCUCACAGCAUUAUUCCGGCUUUUCUUGGGAAAGAAAAAAAAUCCACUGAGAGAAAGAGUGGAUUCUUGUUUAUAUCAACCGGAUCAAUUAUUUUUGGGAACUCUACUAUUCACGAUUCUUUUAUUUCUCAUUCCAACCACUUGGGUUUAUUAUUCUGUCUUCACAACGCUCAGACUAAUAAUGGUAGGACUUGCAGGCACUUUGACAAGACUGAAAUUUUAUCUGCAAGUUAUACCAAUCUUCACUUUUGUUAAUUGGAUUUUUCGCGCCGAUAGCGUUCGCAAUUGUAUAAAUAUUAAAGUGCACAAGAGACUAGAGAAUGAACCAAUAACUUUAAUUUCAAAAAUGGUUGUCUCAUCGUGGAGUAUAACGUGGAAACAAUGCAUUCCCGAUACAAUUAAAUUUUACCCCUCAAUCGAAUGGAAUAGAAUUGUAAAUAAUGUAAUAUGCGGGGAGUUGAUCUAUCCUUUGUAAUACUAAAAAAUUCAAAAUAUAUAAUUAUAUAUUUAUAAAAUGAAUAAAGAAAAAUGUAAAUAUUUAA
This is a messenger RNA of Leptopilina heterotoma, 1974 nucleotides long. It is a transcript of the gene PIG-Q, whose product is annotated as phosphatidylinositol N-acetylglucosaminyltransferase subunit Q. The record is from RefSeq and is a predicted model, not a curated record. Gene Ontology annotation, cellular component: endoplasmic reticulum; membrane. The transcript has 6 exons. Gene Ontology annotation, biological process: GPI anchor biosynthetic process. Lineage: Eukaryota; Metazoa; Arthropoda; Insecta; Hymenoptera; Figitidae. The coding region runs from base 342 to 1907 and encodes 521 amino acids.